UCUCAACACCAAUUAUAAUGUUUAUUUCUUCAUUAAUGCUUGCUAAAAUUCCCAGUCAGUCGGGGUGUUAUUUGUUUUUGGAUAAAAAAGGAACUAUAAUUUAUGUUGGCAAAGCCCAAAAUCUCAAAAAGAGAAUUAGUAGUUAUUUUCAAAACUCGCGAGAUAAUUAUUUUUUUCAACAAAUCCACCAUUUUAAUACUAUUAUUACUAAUAAUGUUAAAGAAGCCUUAAUUUUGGAACAAAAUCUAAUUAAAAAAUAUCAGCCGCGUUUUAAUGUUCUGCUAAAAGAUAGCAAUUAUUACCCUUACUUGGUGAUUACCAGCGAAAAAAAUCCACGCUAUAAAGUGCUGCGGAAAAUCAAUCGCGAAAAAGCGGGAGAAUAUUUUGGUCCUUUUCCCGAUGGCAGCAAAGCCCGGGAAAUCCUACAAUUACUUGAAAGGCUGUUCCCGCUUGCCAAAUGUAAAGGUAAUUUAGUAAAACCUUGUUUUUAUUAUACUAUUUCUCAAUGUUCCGGUCAUUGUUGGAAAGAAGUAGAUAACGACUAUUAUGAAAACGUCAAAAGAGAAGUAAGAAAAUUUUUUCGCGGACAAACCCAAGAAAUAAAAAAUAAAAUCAAAAACUCGCUCCGAAAAAAUAUUACUAGUUUAGCCUUCGAAAUCGCCCAUAAGGAAAAAAAAAUACUGGAUAAUAUUGAUUUUUUUACUAGCAAACAAAAUGUCGACCUUGCCAAAGGUGAAGAUUGUGACUUUUUAGGAAUCCAUAGUCAAGAAAAUAUGGAGGCCUUAGAAACUUAUCUUUAUCAAUUUUAUCAAAACAAUUUACCACCCCGAACAUUUUAUCUUCCCCAAAGACAGACCGAAAUUGAAUUACUGGCCGAAGAGUUUAAAUUUUCGAUUCAGAUUCCCCGCCGAGGUCGGAAAAAAGAAAUAAUUAAUUUAGCCCAAGAAAACGCUCGCCAAGCUAACAAAGGGCAAGUUUUAGAAGAAAUAAGCAAAUUUUUGUCUAUUCCUUUGCCUAACUAUAUUGAAUGUUUAGAUAUUUCCAACCUUUAUAAACAAGACAUAGUGGCCGGAUUUUUGGAGUUAAAAUUAGCCGCCGCAGUAAUCGGCCUUGUCAAGGACGAAAAGCAUCAAACCACUAAAAUAAUCACUAAUAAUUUAAAAGAACUAGAUUUCGAAAACCAAGAAAAAAUUAAAAAUUUUUUGGCUAAUUGUCAGGAAGAAGUUCACCGCUAUGCCAUUAAUUUCCAUCAGCAGGAAUUAGAAAAAUAUUUGUUAGAAAAAAGGUUAGAUUUACAAAAAUAUUUUGUCUUUAAUUUAGGGGAGUUAAAACCCGGAGAUUGUGUGCUUAGAGACAGUGAAAAUAGAGAAAAAAAGGGAUUUAGAGAACUAAGUCAGCAACUAAGUCAGCAUUUAACUAAAUUGAGCAAUAAAACCAAGAAUUUUAUUCAUCUUUAUAAUGUAAAAACUCUGCCGAACGCUUCUCAUUUGGCUUUACCCGCUUCACAGCAAAUUUUAAUUAUGAAAUUAAUCGUUGGUUUGGGAAAUCCUGGCAAAGAGUAUGAAAAUACACGGCAUAAUUUAGGAUUUAUAAUUAUCAAUCAGUUAGCCGAAAAAUUAAAGGUUGAACUGAACCAAAAAAAGUUUAAUGGUUUAUAUUACCGAACUUCUGGAUAUAUUCUCCUCCAACCUCAAACUUAUAUGAAUAAUUCGGGUGAAUGUGUGGCGGCUUUCCGGAACUAUUUUAACAUUCCUUUGGAAAAUUUGCUGGUGAUUUACGACGAAAUUGCCCUACCUUCGGGGAAUUUUCGUUAUCGCCCGCAGGGUUCGGAUGGCGGACACAACGGACUAAAAAAUAUUAUUCAGAAAUUAGGGAGCAGAGAUUUUGGGCGUUUACGGGUCGGGAUUGGGUAUGACCCCUUGGUCAAUUUUGUGACGGCUCUCUUUAAUGAAGAAUUUAUUAUGGAAGCGGUGAAGUGCGAAAAAGAAAAAGUUCCAGUAGAACAAAGAAUUAACCGGUUGUUGCCAUUAAUUACUAAACAAAUGAGAAUUAUGGCGGCUCGAAAACCGGUUCCUGCUUUGACUUAUAAAGCGGAGACAAGUUUGCUUGAUAAAUAUAAGGAAAUAAAAUUAUUAGGUUUAAUCAAAAAUUUAUCCCCCGAAGAAAUUAGAGUUGCAAAAAGAAUCUGCAAAAGUGAAUUUUGGAACCAAGUUAACAAAAACAAUGAGGUGACUCGACAGUUAGAUUAUUGUCCUUCUUUGAAAGAUUUAAUUACCGCUGGAAUAGAUUUGGCAGAUGCCUUGCUUGAUGAAAAUGCAGCGGCAGAAAUAAUUAAGUUAAUCAGAGUUAAAAAUCACGUUCAAAUUAUCGAAAUUUUACGAGGUCGGGAAAGUCGCCUCUUAAAACUGACUCAGGACGCUGUUCAAAAUUUAAAUCAGUUGUCUGGUGGGGAUAAUGAUUCGAUUUCGACCGCUACCGAAGAACAAAUAAAUCAAAGAUUAGCAACUGCCAAAAGAGAAAGAGAAAAUGACAAUGGUUCAGCCGAGAAAGGAAAUUCCUUAGGCUUCGUUUCACCGACUAGUUUAAUUUCUGGGGCAAAUCCUCAACUUAAUCUAGGAGAAGAAUUUUUAAAAGAUUAUUUUGAAAAUUUAGACAAAAGAUUUUCUUCCAAGCCUAGUUUAACCCAACCUGAAUGGUAUGAAAGACCUUGA
Messenger RNA from Funneliformis geosporum, 2711 nucleotides. The record is from the annotation of a GenBank genome assembly. NCBI's taxonomy places the organism in Eukaryota, Fungi, Glomeromycota, Glomeromycetes, Glomerales, Glomeraceae.